UUAGAUCAAGGCAGGUUUUAGAUGAGAGAUCACAUAUAGCUUGAAGCUAGGAGCUCUCGCGUAUCGGGAAAAAUUAUUACGUGCAAAGGAGGGAGAACGAGAAAGAUUGAGCGAGGGACUAAGAGAAAGAGACAGAGAGAAAGUGUGUGAGAGAGAAAGAGAUGAAAUGGGAGAGUGAUGCGAGAGAGAGAGAGAGAGAGAGCAAGAAAGAGGGAGGGAGGAAGAGAGAGAGUACCGCCCUUCAGUUGUGUUUAAAUGUGAAGCGGAAAAUCAUCUCUGUGGCUCAGGGGAGUGAAGAGGCGAUUCUAGUGUUAGUGCGGGUUUGCCGUGCUUUAGAUCAUAGCGCUCUCUCUCUUUCGCUCUUUGUUUGUCCUAUAGUGUCCCUGAUUUCAGCUUCAGGCUUCAAAGUGAGAAGUACUGAGAGUUUCUACAAGACAACAAUACCUGGACCCGGGAAUAUCUAGACACCUCACAAUGGAUGGAUUGAGGACAAAGUAUUGAGUUCACCUACGGCUGUCCCUGAAUGAUACAGAGGAGUGUUGGGAUGUCGUGGCUGGUGUGGGUGUGGGUCAGUGUGACAGUCCUGCUGAUGUGUGAGGCCACUUUCUAUGAGACCAUCCAGCAGCACCUAGCACCUCCUGGAACCAACAUACAGAUCCUUGAAGGAGGGACAUGCGAGGUGAUUGCGGCCCACAGGUGCUGUAACAAAAACAAGAUAGAAGAGAGAUCUCAGACGGUGAAGUGUUCCUGUUUACCAGGAAAAGUAGCAGGAACCACCAGGAAUAAACCCUCCUGUGUUGACGCCUCUAUAGUGAUUGGGAAGUGGUGGUGUGAGAUGGAGCCAUGUCUGGAGGGAGAGGAAUGCAAGACUCUGCCAGAUAACUCCGGCUGGAUGUGCUACUCCGGAAACAAGAUCAAAACCACCAGGAAUACCCACCCAUACACAUCGUUGUAGCAGAUAUAGUCACUGGAAAGCUCAUAACGGAGGAACUUUACAAAGGGAAAUAUCCAAGACGACAAGCUGAAUUAAGUUUUCCCAACUCUAAACCAACAGACAUGUGUCUAAUGACUUGAACUGGAGCCCCUUUCUGAUAAAUCCAUCUAUCUCUGAGUAACACGGACACCAGACUUUCUAAGAGAACACUUCUGGUUCUUUCAUUGUUUUGUUUUUGACAAUUGUCAAAUAUUUGUUUCCUCUCAGUGAGUCCUGGAUAAUUAAACUCGUAUCCCUUUGUGUGGAGUGCACUCAAACCAGCUAUACCUUGCCUGAAAUAAUCUUCAACUGUAAUAUUCUUGGAUGUUCCUAUGUCUCUGGAAGAACAUAUUAAUUCUCCUACUGUAUGUAGUGAAACUGGCUUCCUGUUCAUGUGGAUUUUCAGAAGGGGACGGAUCCUCUUCAAGCAACUUUAAUAAAGACACUUUGUGCAUCGACUAUGAACAAAAUGCUAAGGAGCACAUGUACAUGGAAUGACUGAUCCAAUCCGAUCCAUCCGGAUAUGUUCCUCUGUUUCCUGGAACAUUAUAUCAGAUUAAGAGUUCUGAAUGAAUUAUGAUGCGAUACUUAAACCAAAUAAGUCCUUAGCAUGAUUUCUGGGAAGUUGUAAAUAUAGGUGAAAGAAAUGUUUUACAUAAAUAAAAUGAAUUCAAAGAAUUGUGAGAAUUAUGUUACAACUAUAUUUAAUUUGCAAUAAACAGUUUAAAUGUGAAA
Megalobrama amblycephala (Wuchang bream) is the source of this 1708-nucleotide messenger RNA. It is a transcript of the gene tafa1a, whose product is annotated as TAFA chemokine like family member 1a. NCBI's taxonomy places the organism in Eukaryota, Metazoa, Chordata, Actinopteri, Cypriniformes, Xenocyprididae. Gene Ontology annotation, biological process: neuroblast differentiation; regulation of neuroblast proliferation. The transcript has 6 exons. Gene Ontology annotation, molecular function: receptor ligand activity. The record is from RefSeq and is a predicted model, not a curated record. Bases 524 to 955 code for a protein of 143 amino acids.